Messenger RNA from Cotesia congregata, 1240 nucleotides. The record is from the annotation of a GenBank genome assembly. NCBI's taxonomy places the organism in Eukaryota, Metazoa, Arthropoda, Insecta, Hymenoptera, Braconidae.
UUGCAGUGCACAUACAUUACAUACAAUAUAAUACACUCUCUUCGUAUGCGGUACACCGCGAGGCCUAACGCAGAUGCACAUUUUCAUCCUGUCAGUCUCGCUUCCUGCUCGCUCGCGACCGGUUCGUUGUCAAUAAAAUUCUCGGACAGUGGAAUAAGUUGUUACACUUUUUAUUUCGAUCUGGUAGUUUUUUUAACUGACCUUUUUUUUAUCUGGGAACGAGUUAUUGUGGGGAAUAACGAGUUGUGUCGCUGUUUUAUUACUUUUACUCACUUACCUAUACUAAUCAGUGGACUAAUAGAAUCACUCAGCAUGAAGUUUCCCGCCAUUCGGCGGAUGGUCUUCCUGGUCGUAUCGGCGACUAUCGGGUCUUGUCCUUCCGCCAUUUCCAGUCCACGGAGUCCAGGACCUGGUUUUCUGCUCGAUGGCAUCUCCAAUGUUGCUACCAGUGCUUCCAACUUCUUGACGGGCGUAGUUCAGCGACAAAAGGAGCUGCUUCAUCAUGUGACAGACACAGCAACCGAUUACGUCUCCAAUGCCGUGGAAAAGCCAAGGAACAUCCUGAUGAACACCGCGAUCAUGACUACUAAUUACAUCGACAGUGCAGCGUCAAUUGGACUGGACUUUAAGUUGCGGCGGUUGCUAGAAAAAUUCCGCAGCCGAAUGCCGUAUGGAUUUCCAGAGCUCGAUGUCCCGGUACUUGAGCCCCUGCAACUGCACGAUAUUUAUGUGGAAACUCACAACCCGGAAAUCGGCGAUUGAUCGAGCUCGGCUGUCACUUCUAGGGCCGACGAUAGCUGUAAAUCUGACAAUACCGACAGUAAUUGUCGACGGGUACUAUAACAUAUCUGGAAUACUUGGGGACACAUUUGAGCUCCACGGUUCUGGGCCAUUUGCAGCGACAGCCCGUGACUUUAAAGUUUUCUUCAUGACGGUGCUGGGCUACUCGCGGGGGAUGUAUUUGAAAAGCUUCGAUCUGGACUUUUCGAUCCGUGACGUAAAGAUACGGAUGGUCAAUUUUAUGGGGAACAGUAAAUACAGUUCAGUUAUGAAUGAGGUCUUUCAGGAGCUCACCCCACAAGGCAUCGAGAUCAUUAAGCCUGAAAUAUUGCCGGAUAUACAGGACUUCAUUGCAGCCAGAGUAAAUGACACUAUUUAUCAUCUAACGAUGAGAGAUAUACUGACCUUUCUCAUUGGUGAAAAUGAAAUACGAAACAACCCUCAUCUACUGCAGCCUUAA